Messenger RNA from Ornithorhynchus anatinus (platypus), 4835 nucleotides. Its product is annotated as ATP-binding cassette sub-family A member 9-like. The transcript has 34 exons. Bases 274 to 4518 code for a protein of 1414 amino acids. NCBI's taxonomy places the organism in Eukaryota, Metazoa, Chordata, Mammalia, Monotremata, Ornithorhynchidae. Gene Ontology annotation, cellular component: intracellular membrane-bounded organelle; membrane. The record is from RefSeq and is a predicted model, not a curated record. Gene Ontology annotation, molecular function: lipid carrier activity; ABC-type transporter activity; ATP hydrolysis activity. Gene Ontology annotation, biological process: transmembrane transport; lipid transport.
CCAUCGUAGCCAGUUAGGGGAAGAAAGAAAUGGAAAGCGUACAGCAAGUCAUCACGUGACAGUUCAUUUUGGCAGCCUGACAUAAUUGAGAACACGAUCCCUUUUAGAAGCAAGACUGAAUAGACACUGACAAGAAUAGGCAAACAUUUAAGACAUUAUGCACACGAGACAGUGAAAGGAUUUUGAACGGAUUUCCCGGUCUCUAAGAGACAAAUGGAUUAGCAAGAGUUUCUCGAGAUUCCUUGUCCUUCUCCGAUCUGCCUGACGGCCAAAAUGAGUAAGCAGAAGAUAAGCUUCUUUUGGCAAACCAGAGCCCUUCUGUGGAAGAAUUUGCUUGUCAAAUGGAGGAUAAAGAAGGAGAGCUUAUUGGAAUGGUUAUUCCCCCUGAUCCUAUUACUGCUGCAGUUCUUGUUCAUUUCAAUAUUUCCGGAACUGAAGCUGGUCCCUGAACUUCCUGCCAAAGACCUCGGAAGCAUCGACGCAUUCAGUGACCCACACUUGGUAUGUGCCUAUACGCCACUCACCCCAACGACAAAAGCGAUCAUGAAGAUAAUGGCCACUGCUUCUUUUAUGAAAGAUGCAAAAGUCAUUCCUGUUGAAGAUCUAGAAACCCUGGAUACAUACUCUCAGCAAAAUCAUUCUGAGAUUGUGGGAAUCAUCUUUAAAGAUACCUUCUCCUAUCAGCUGAAGUUUAGCUGGGGUUAUAGAGUCCCGUUCACCGAUGAAUUCAUAGAUCAUGCAGCUCAUUGCACAGAGUACGAAGAAGAAAUUUUCACAUGUGCGAUUUCGACAUUUUGGAACUAUGGUUUUAUUCCUUUCCAAGCUAGCCUUAAUGCUGCAAUUAUAGAAGUCACAACCAAUCACUCAGUGAUGAAGGAUUUGAUGUCCAUUACUGGGAUCACUAUGAAAGUCGAAUCUUUCGUUGCUCAGCAUGGAGUUAUGUAUGAUUUCUGCAUUUUCUUCUCUGUGAUUUCAUUCUCCCCCUUCACCUAUUUUCUAUCGCUCAAUGUCACUCGGGAGAGAAAACGGCUUAAGGAGUUGAUGAAGUUGAUGGGUCUUCAGGAUACUGCCUUCUGGCUGUCGUGGGGUUUGCUGUAUGCUGGUUAUGUCUCCAUCGUAGCCACCUUUCUGGCUCUGAUGACAUCCCGGUUGGUAUACACAACUGGCUUCUUCACAAUCUUUUCACUGUUUAUCCUGUAUGGCCUGUCUUUGAUUGCUCUUACUUUUCUGCUGAGUGUGUUAAUCAGGAAGCCUGUUCUUACUGGCUUGACUGUCUUCCUCCUGACCUUAUUUUGGGGAUGUUUGGGCAUUUUGAUAUUGUAUAGGAAACUUCCUGUAUCUUUGGAAUGGAUUUUAAGUUUUCUCAGUCCCUUUGCUUUCACUGCUGGAAUGGUUCAGAUGAUUCUCUUGGAUAAUGACCCUCAGGGAGAUUCCUCCCUAAUGAUGGCAACUUUUGUCAUGUUGCUUCUGGAUACUGUUCUCUAUAUGGCAUUGGCACUGUACUUUGACAAACUCCUGCCUGGUGAUUACGGGCACAGGCACUCUCCCUUGUUUUUCCUCAAGUCUUGGUUUUGGUCCCCAAACCCGAGGUCUGGACGGGUGUUCUUUGAAAACGAAAACAACCACAUCCAUUCUUCCGACGACUCCUUUGAACCUGUGUCCCCAGAAUUCCAUGGGAAAGAAGCCAUCAGAAUUAAAAACAUUAAAAAAGAAUACAAAAAGAAGGCUGGAAAAGUGGAAGCCUUGCAAGCUUUUGCCAGUUUGCACGUGAACGAAACCUGCAACUCAGAGAGAAUAACCUCACUCAUUCAACAGCAUAUCCCGGAUGCAAAGUUGGCUGGCAGAAGUGAAGAGAAACUGGUGUAUACACUGCCCUUGGAGAGGACAGAUAAGUUUCCAGGGCUCUACAGUGAUUUAGAUGGCUGUACAGACCAAGGGAUUGUUAAUUAUGGAGUUUCCAUGACAACUUUGAAUGAAGUGUUCCUGAAACUUGAAGGGAAAACAGCAGUGGAUGAAGCAGGCCCAGGAAUCCUUGGGCAGGAGCCUGGAGGCGAUGGAAGGCUCUCUGAAUCAGAGCAAGCUUCGUCAAGGCUCCCAGAGAUGAAGAGGGAAGUCCUCAGCGGCCUGGCUCUCUGGAGACAACAGUUUAGGACCGUGGCACGAAUCCGCUUCCUCAAGCUGAAGUGUGAGAGGAGACCUCUCUACAUCCUAUUUUUCAUAGUAGGGAUUUCUUUUUUGCCGCUGAUUCUGGAACAUUUACUACUGAAAAUAUUUUUUCAACCUCAUGUUUGGCCACUUAAUCCUGGUCUGUAUUUCCUUUCUUCUGGACAAAAGCCACAUGCUCAUCUCACCCAUCUCUUGAUCUUAAAUAACACAGGUUCCCCUAUUGAAGAUCUUAUACACUCUCUUGAGCGGCAGAAUAUAAUGUUGGACGUAGAUGAUUUUGCAAGUAAAAAUGGCACCUAUGAUCCCUCACACAAUGGGGCAAUUGUAGUAUCCCGGCAAGAAAUGGAUUACAGGUUCUCAGCCGUAUGUCAUACCAAGAGGAUGAAUUGCUUUGCUGUCCUCAUCAACAUAAUCAGCAAUGCGUUACUUGGGAUUCUUAACUCUACCGAACAGAUUCAAAUCCAGAGAAGCAAUUUUGUAGAGAGAGAUUUUUACUUGGGAUUUGGAACUCUUGAGAGCUCAUUUUUCUGGAUGUUGCUGGCAGCAAGCAUCUCUCCUUAUAUUGGAAUGAGCAGUAUCGGUGACUGUAAGCUAAAAAUCCGUUCCCGGCUGCAUCUCUCAGGACUCUUCCCUUCUGCCUACUGGUUUGGACAGGCUGCUGUGGACAUGCCCCUGAACCUGGUCAUCCUCUUGUGCAUGUCAGCACCUAACUACUUUUUGGCACUGAACAGGAUGAUGCUGCCAACUCGAAUCAUCUUUACACUGGUGGCCUGCAUUAUUGGCUGUACAGCUUCCAUAGUGAUGUUCAUGUAUGUGGUUUCAUUCAUGUCUCGCAAGAGGAGUAGUAGUGAUUUCUGGUGUCUGUGCUUCUUUGUCAUCUCUCUGUUCUCUUUUAUGCUCUUCCUGCAAUUCAACUUCCCUUCAGCCCUCAUGCUGUCUUGCAUUAUAUUGGUUCCUUUCUGCACACUGAUUGGCUGCACGAUCUUUUUCUUCCACCUCGCCAUUAUGUACUUGGAACCCCCAAACCUGAACGAUGAUACCUACAGUGAAAACAGUGACUAUUUUCUCCUGUUGUUAUUGCCCUGCCUCCACUGCCUCAUUUUCCUUUUUACCCUGCGCUGCCUGGAGGCUAAGGAAGGGAAGAAAAUGAUGACAAGGGAUCCUAUUUUCAGAAUUUACCCAAGAAGCAACAGUGCAUAUCCCAGCCUGGGAGACCCCGAGGGAGAAGAUGACGACGUUUUGGCCGAAAGAGCAAGAACGGCAAAUGCCUUGGAUUCUUCAGAUGCUCAGGAGAAACCAGUUAUCAUCGCUAGUUGUCUGUGCAAGGAAUAUGAAGUCCAGAAGAGAAAUUGCUUCUCGAAGAGAAAGAAGAAAGUGGCUUCAAGGAAUGUCUCUUUCUGCGUAAAACAAGGAGAGGUGUUGGGGUUGCUAGGACACAGCGGAGCUGGGAAAAGUACAUUGCUCAGGAUGAUUGUUGGAGAAACAGCACCUUCUGCAGGGAAGGUGAUACUCAAACAGAAUGAAUUAGUUUCUGGGAGUGUGCGGGGAGAUAAGGAGAGGAGAUUCCCUGGGUACUGUCCCCAGGCGGAAGCCCUUUGGCCAGACUUUACAGUGAGAGAACACCUGGAGGUAUAUGCAGCUGUGAAAGGAAUGACAAAGGAAGAUACCAGCGCAGCCAUAACAAGAAUUUCCGAGGCCCUCGAACUGCAAGAACAUCUGAAAGUUCCGGUCAAGAAACUGUCUGUGGGGAUAAACCGGAAGCUGUGCUUUGCUCUGAGCAUGCUGGGAAAUCCCACAGUCAUUCUUCUGGAUGAACCGUCGAUUGGAAUGGACCCAAAAGGGCAGCAGCAAAUGUGGCAGAUGAUCCUUGCGACCUGCAAAAGCAAGGAGAAUGGCGCCAUCCUGUCAACUCACAACAUGGCAGAGGCGGAGGCCGUGUGUGACCGGGUGGCCAUCGUUGUGGCGGGACAGCUACGCUUUAUUGGUUCCAUCCAACACCUGAAGAGCAAGUUUGGCAGAGAUUACGUACUGGAAAUGAAAGCGAAGCAGCCUGGUCAAAUGGAGGCUCUUCACGCCGAGAUUCUUAGGCUCUUUCCCCAAGCGGUCCGGAAGGAGAGGUAUUCCUCGCUGAUUGUCUACAAAUUACCCAUGAACGAUGUAUGCCCUCUCUCAUCGGCCUUUUUGAAACUGGAGGAAGUGAAACAAGGCUUCGACCUGGAGAAUUACAGCCUUUCUCAGUCUACAUUAGAACAGGUAUUCUUAGAACUCACAAUGGAACAGGACCCAGGAGACUUUGACGAGGAAUUGGAACCUACAGUAAAGUGGAAGCUCCUUCCCUCAGAAGACCCUUAGAGCCUAACUCUCUUCUUCUCUAAUUUACAUAGUGGUUCAGUACAUUAACAGUAAUUAUACUUGUAAACGGUCUCAAAGAAAACAAUAGCAUCAUGAAAUCUAUUUUAUAUUUUUACCAAAGGAUGGAUCAUAUUUAUCACAAUAAGAUAGACCCUGAGAUAAGUGCUUUUUUUCUGUUGGCUGGAGUGAAAGGAGCCAUCAGGACAGUAAGAGAAGAGGUAUAGAGGUUGGAGUGAUCCUUUGCAUUUUAAAUACCAUCCUGGCUAUAUAUUCUGCAUGAAAUGAAGCCAAUAAAAUACCAAUAUAAUGGACUUUCA